Molecule: messenger RNA, 3214 nt
Organism: Saccoglossus kowalevskii
Lineage: Eukaryota; Metazoa; Hemichordata; Enteropneusta; Harrimaniidae
Product: aminopeptidase N-like
Biological process (GO): peptide catabolic process; proteolysis
Cellular component (GO): membrane; cytoplasm
Molecular function (GO): peptide binding; metalloaminopeptidase activity; zinc ion binding
Source: RefSeq, a predicted model, not a curated record
AUGAAUUCCAAGCCACACGACGUGUGUGUCAGGAAAGACGCGGAGAACAAUCAGGUGCACUUUGUCGGCAGCAACAACCAAACCGGUUGGUUUGUGUCGAAACCGCUGGCUGUGGUGGUAGCUCUACUUCUGCUACUGCUCGUCAUCGGUGCAGUGCUGGUUGCCUACUUCAUUCCAACAUGCUCACAGGAAACACGUGGGGCUUCGCGGACUGCAAUUCCGAGCACGCCGUCACCAACCGACGAAGAUAUAUUGGGAGAAAAGGAGUAUUUUGGGGGACGUCUAUCAGAUGUUAUUAACCCACUUAAUUACUGGGUGCAAUUGACAGUAUUUCUGGACGAUGAAGACGGGGAAAAGCAGCUUACCUUCGACGGUGAACUCCAUUUUACUUUCGUUUGCACCGAAGUCACAUCGUCUCUCACAUUGCACAAGGAUAUGCUGGCAAUUCAUAUAGACACACUAUCCUUAAAGACGGAUGACUUGACCAAUGAACUAGAAAUAAUUGACGUACGAGAAGAGGAACGCUAUCAUUUUUUCAUUAUUGAAAUUGAAACCUCACUAGAAGUUGGUCAAAAAUACACCUUAAGUCUGAUGUAUAACGGCACAUUGAACCAGGAAUAUCUGGGGUUUUAUUACGUAACAUACGAGGUGGACCAUCAAAUACGGUAUAUAGCAGGUACUCAGCUGCAAACCGUUUUCGCUCGUCGCAUGUUCCCCUGCCUCGAUGAGCCCAAAUUCAAGGCCGUGUUCACCAUAGCUGUAAGGCACCGCAGAAGGAGGCAAGCAUACAGCAACAUGCGAAUCGCCAGAGAAGAAAACCACGAAAACGACUGGAAGACAUCAUAUUUCGAACCUUCCCCUGUCAUGUCAACCUAUUUGGUAGCAAUAGUUGUUGCUGAUCUCGAGUGCAAGGCGUCAGUAACCGCCAGAGAUAUUGAUCUAAGAGUGUGUUCCAUCCCGGAGAAAAUACACACCGUGGACUACUCUUUGAAUAUAGGCAGUCAACUGAUGACGUACUUCGAUGAUAUAUUUGGUUUGCCGUACUACGACAUGGCGGAUAAAAUGGAUAUGGUAGCAAUUCCAGAUCAGAAAGGAGCUAUGGAAAACUUGGGUUUGAUAAUAUAUGGCGAGUCUACUUUGCUAUACGACAGUGCAAUUCAUACCAAUUCUGACCUUCAAUUGACUGCUGUAAUAGUAGUGCACGAGAUCGCUCAUCAGUGGUUUGGUAACACCGUUACAUGUAGCUGGUGGUCUGAUCUGUGGCUCAAUGAAGGAUUUGCGCGUUAUUUUGAAGGCAUAGGACUGGAACACGUGGAACAAGAUUGGCGGUAUCUGGAGCAGCUAUACCCAGUGGACACCAUUUACCCGGCCAUGGACGCUGACAGCAAAUCAGUUACGUCUCAUCCGAUCAUCGUUCCGUCGGUUGGAUGGCCGGAAGAAGCGGAAGGAAUGUUUGAUGCCAGCAUCACGUAUAGUAAGGGAGGCUGCAUCAGUACAAUGAUGGAGAGCUUUCUUGGAAGAGAAACUUAUUUCACUGCAUUACGGAUAUAUUUAGAUAAAUAUCAAUAUACAGAUACAAUAACAGACCAGCUGAUGGAAGUACUCUCGCAGGCUAAUGCCGGCAAUGGCGAUAGGAGCAUGAAAGAACUUAUGGAUCCAUGGCUACGCCAGGCUGGUUAUCCUGUUGUCGACGUCACAAGGACAGGUAGUAGAACCUUCCACGCCGAUCAAGAGAUAUUCUUUCAGUACAAAAAUGACAAACCCGACAGAAGACAUCCUCAUAUGGGCUAUAAGUGGCAUAUUCCGUUAAUCUAUACAUAUCAAGCAAACAGUCAAAGUCAACGUUUAUUGUGGAUGAACCUAGAACCGAUUGAUUUCGAAUUGCCGAGCGACUCCACGAAACACGACUGGAUACUGGUUAACAUAGACCAGAAGGGAUACUACCGAGUAAACUACGAUCUAGACAACUGGAACAAACUUGCACAACAGCUUUUAGACGACCACACGGUGUUCUCGGCUCGUACAAGAGGUGCACUGAUCGCCGAUGCCUUAAAUCUGGCUAAGGCGCAGCGGCUCGGUGCAGUUGUCGCGUUAAAACUGAUGCAAUAUUUGGUCACAGAAAGAGACUUUUUACCAUGGUAUACUGUAUCAAGGUACAUAGAGUACACGAAAGACAUGCUUGGAAGAACAUCGACAUACUGGUUUUUUCAGAAAUUUAUGAGUGACCUGUCUACACCCCGACACGCUGAGCUUGGUUGGGAUUUAUAUCAAGGCACUCACCUGGAAACUCAUAGUAGACUGGAUGCACUAACGUUGGCGUGUCAGUUCGACAGCCCCGUAUGUAUUGAGAAUGCCAAGUACCACUGGAAUCUUUGGAAACAAGACCCCGACAACUACGAAAUUCGCAUAGAAAUACAAUAUAUUGUAUUCUGUAUUUCAAUACGAUACGGCGGGCCUCAAGAAUGGAACUUCGCGUUUGAAAGGCUGAAAAUUGACAGCGAAAACGCCGAUACUUUACUGGAAGCUCUUGCGUGUAGUACGGAACCUUGGACGUUGCAAAGGUAUCUUGAAUAUUCCUUAUACUCAGACGAGCUGUUAUGGACAUUGCCAUAUAUUAGAAGAAGUUCUGGACUAGGAUUAUCAGUAGCUUUUGAUUUUAUCGUGAACCGAUUUGACGAGAUAUAUAACAGAUACAACGACACCACGUUUUAUAUGUUGUUUGGAGUGGCGAAUUAUUUGAACUCAGAGGCAGAUAUAAAGCGGUUGGAAUCGUUUCGUCAGCUUUCCCAAGACCAUGGGCUUGAAAAAGCGUUUCACAAAACAUUGGAAGUCAUACAAACCAACAUAGAAUGGAUGGAUAAAAAUCACAAAGACAUUCACGAUUGGCUGGUGGAGAACACGCAACAAAACGCCGGUAAUCAGUUUAUCAGCACAACACAGAGCUGAAAACAGGAUAUAGUUUUACACAGUACAUAUGAUAUUAAAUUUUAAGUUGUUUUUAGAUCGCCCCUAUGCCCAUAUCGGCCUGAUCGUAUCCAAUAUAAAUACCGACACAAUAUAUUAAUUCAAAAUCUGGUACGAAAGGUUGGUUCUGCUUUAUUUUUAGAUAAAGGUGCUUACUAGUUGUACUAGUUGACAAGAAACGUGGAUGUGAUAUGAAUACCUCAAUGUGUAGCAAUGUAGUACGAAGCUCUUACGCUUUGUUUUCCAUUUC